GCCGGCUAGGCUGAAACGCGGGGCGCUCGAGGUGGGCGGCCAGCGGCGCGUGCUCGGCAGGGGCGGGGCCGCCUAUGCGCGUGCGCAGAAGAGCGGGCGCUGUGCGGCAAGCUGAGGAGAGCGGCGCGGCGCGUGGAGGGUAUGAUAUGGCAGUCAAAUUAGCAGAAAACCCCAUCAGAAGGGGCUGAAGGAUUUAGCCACUCUGCUGCCAACCUUGCAGUCCAAAGCCUCCUGCUGGACACACCAGGCACCAUGGACUUCCCAGGGUACAAUUGCUUUGUAGACAAAGACAAGAUGGAUGCUGCCAUCCAAGAUAUGGGACCAAAGGAGCUGAACUGGACUGAGCUUCAGGAGCUGAAACAGCUGGCUCGAGAGGGCUUCUGGGCUCAGAGCCACACCUUGCGGGGAAAAGUAUACCAGCGCCUGAUUCGGGACAUUCCUUGCCGCACAGUCACACCGGACGCUAGUGUGUACAGUGACAUUGUGGGCAAGAUUGUAGGCAAGCAUAGCAGCAGCAGUCUGCCUCUGCCUGAGUUUGUGGACAACACUCAGGUGCCUAGCUACUGCCUGAAUGCCCGAGGUGAGGGGGCUGUGCGCAAGAUCCUCCUGUGCAUUGCCAACCAGUUUCCUGACAUCUCUUUCUGCCCUGCACUGCCAGCCGUGGUGGCCCUGCUGCUCCACUAUAGUAUUGAUGAGGCUGAAUGCUUUGAGAAAGCCUGCCGCAUCCUGGCCUGCAAUGACCCCAGCAAGAAACUAAUUGACCAGAGCUUCCUAGCCUUUGAGUCAUCCUGCAUGACAUUUGGAGACUUGGUAAACAAGUACUGCCAGGCAGCCCACAAGCUGAUGGUGGCUGUGUCAGAGGAUGUGCUGCAAGUCUACUCUGACUGGCAGCGUUGGCUUUUUGGGGAGCUACCCCUCAACUACUUUGCUCGUGUCUUUGAUGUCUUCCUUGUGGAAGGCUACAAGGUAUUAUACCGUGUAGCUCUGGCCAUCCUCAAGUUCUUCCACAAGGUAAGAGCUGGGCAGCCCCUUGAAUCAGACAAUGUGAAGCAGGACAUCCGCAUGUUUGUCAAAGACAUUGCUAAGACAGUGUCCCCUGAGAAGCUUCUAGAAAAAGCAUUUGCCAUUCGCCUCUUUUCCCGCAAGGAGAUCCACCUCCUGCAGAUGGCCAAUGAGAAAGCACUGAAGCAGAAGGGCAUCACUGUCAAGCAGAAGAGUGUCUCACUUUCUGAAAGGCAGUUUGUGCACUUAGCCGUCCAUGCAGAGAACUUUCACUCAGAGAUCGUCAGUGUGAAGGAGAUGAGAGAUAUUUGGUCCUGGGUCCCUGAACGAUUCGCCCUCUGCCAGCCCCUCCUGCUCUUCUCCUCAUUGCAGCAUGGGUACAGCCUAACCAGGUUCUUUUUCCAAUGUGAAGGACAUGAGCCGACCCUCUUACUCAUCAAGACCACACAAAAGGAGGUGUGUGGAGCUUACCUAUCAACGGACUGGAGUGAGAGAAAUAAAUUUGGCGGCAAAUUGAGCUUCUUUGGGACUGGAGAAUGCUUUGUGUUCAGGCUGCAGCCCGAGGUGCAGCGUUACGAGUGGGUGGUCAUCAAGCACCCGGAGCUGACCAAGCCGACCUCCUUCAUGUCCUCAGAGACCAGCACUCCCUCUCCACUUAGCCACUCAGUCCCCUCAGACCCUGCUGACCGCCUUUCACCAUUCCUGGCUGCUCGGCACUUCAACCUGCCUUCCAAGACUGAGUCCAUGUUCAUGGCUGGGGGCAAUGACUGCCUCAUUAUUGGAGGAGGGGGCGGCCAGGCACUCUACAUCGAUGGGGACCUGAACCGGGGCCGCACGGGACACUGUGACACUUUCAACAACCAACCCCUCUGCUCUGAGAACUUCCUUAUUGCUGCGGUGGAGGCCUGGGGCUUCCAAGAUCCUGACCCCCAGUGAUGGGCCUGCACUAAUGAAUCUGAAGCUUUCUGGGCCUCACUGCAAGUCCACAUCUGAAGAAGCGACCUGAGAGGGACCCUCUUUGACCAACCCUAGAGAAGCCAACUACAUAUCCAGGCACCUGUCCAGAGAGUCCUGGAUUCAUGGGAGCUUCUCAGCCCUCCUUUCUAGCCUGGUGGCCACUUGAGUGCAUUGCAGUCUCUAUAGCCACUCCUUACCUUUUGUUACUGUAGCAACCUGGUUCAGAGUCACACAUCCAAAUCCCUCAGCAUGGCAUGCUUGUCUCAGUUCCACACCCUCUUCUCUUCUAGGCUCUGUGCCUCCCUGGUCUUGUCCUCACAGCACCUCUUGGGCUAGUCUACCUGGAUGUAUGUCCUCCCUCUAUCCCUUUUAUGUGUGGUACUAUGACUGGUACCUGUCAUGGUUUUCUGUGUACUUUCACUUCUCCUGUAGACGCUUAAGCCUACUAUGCCAAAGUAUAGGCAACUUGUGUUGCCUAUACUUUGCGCUAGCCUGAUGGCCAUAGGUGGUGAGGGAGACUUACCAUAAUACCUCCCCAUCUGUCCUCAGCUGGUCUUGAGGAUAUAGGUGCCACAAAGGGAAGAGGAGAUAAACAUGAUCCCAGUGGCCAUGCUGGGGGCCUUAGAGAUCUAGUUCAUAAUGACAGGUGCCCAUUCUCAUGUCUCAGCUGGCACUUCUUAGUGUCCCCAUGGAUGAUUCCAUAUUCAUUUCCACAUCUAUGCUUGGUCUUCUGAAGGGAGUGUCAUCUUUCCCUGCCCUUCUCACAUUAUUUCUGAAUAGGGUUAGGAAGUAUUGGCCGGCAGGAUAAGAAUCCUGUUUGGCAUUAGGCAAACUGGUAAACCUGCUCUGGGCUCACUUUUCUCACUUGCGAAAGAGCCCUGUAUUCCAGUCUUGCUCUCCACAUGGACAUGGGGCCUGCAUGAGGUCUUCUUGAGAAGUGCAGGGAGGGGGUUACCCCCACAGAGCAAUGUCACCAGCCUUCCUCUGAGCUCCCACUGCCUAGGCCUGUAAUGCCAACUUUAGUGUUCAUUAAACGUGGUCUCAUUGGAUCAAUUUAGGGUUGUAAGUCUGGUCUUUUUCAGCCAGAGGGGCCCUAGGGCUUCCCUUGAUGUUUGUCCAUGCAUUGUCACUGGGACAUGAAAGCCUUUUGAAAAAUGUAGUCCUUCAGAUAAAGUUAAUCCUGAACAUUGUUUGUAAGGCUCUGCAAACUUCCUGACUGGGGUGGGGGUGGGAAUGGUUCCUGGCAAGUGAGUUCAAUAGGAUCUGUGGCUUCCCCAAGGGACUGUAUUCAACCUUUACCCUCCCCAUUGAUUGAGCAAGAAGACUAGUUGCCAUCUUUUUGUGAUGUCUUCAUCUUAAGCAAAGUGUGUGCAUGUAAAAUAUUUAGUUUCUUUAGAUUUAAUAUCUUUUUUCUCUGGCUUUCCUACCAGAAGGUAUGUGAUUAUCUUUUAUUUUAAAAAUUAUCUGUUUUCUUAUUAUUACUGUUUUUCUUUGAUACUAAGUAUUCCCAAAUAUAAUUUAUUUACUUUUUUUCUAUUUUCUUUUCUUUUUUUUUGAGACAGAGCUUCACAUGUAGUUCAGGCUGGCCUUAAACUCACUAUGUAGCCCCAGCUGGUCUCAAAUUCAUGGCAAUCCUCCUGCCUCAUCCUCCUGAAUUCUGGGAUUACAGGCAUGUGCCAACACUCCAGCUUUAUUUUUUGUUUGCUUUUGUUUUUUUGGUUUGGAGAUAGUGUCUCAGUGUUUAACCCAGACUAGUCUUCAACUUGUGAUCCUCCUACCUCAUGCCUGUGUUUAUUAGCUUUCGAUGUUAAGGAAAUCCCAAAAUUUGAUGAACAAUGAAUUAUCUUUUGUGUGUGUGUGUGUGUGUGUGUGUGUGUGUGUGGUACCAGGGAUUGAACUCAUGACCUCACACUUGCCAGGCAGGCACUUACGCUGCUGAGCUAAAUCCCCAGUCCUGAAUUAUCAUUUUUAAAGAAAUGUAUGAACAUUUACUUUAAAAUAUUGAACCUGAUUUAAACUAGUUUAUUAAAUACAUUUUUUGCACCAACCAUAUGUCUCAGGGCUUUCAAAAAAUCCGUAUUUUAUUUCUUUUUGUUUGUUUGAUUUUUUUUUGAGACAGGGUCUCACUAUGUAGUUCAGGGUGGCCUAGAACUCACUAUAUAGUUCAGGCUGGCUGUGAACUUCCAAGUGCUAAGACUACGGAGGUGUGCCACUGUCUGGCCAAAAUCAGUAUUUUAAAAAUGUAUAAGUUGAGCAUGAUGGUACAUACCUGUUAUCUUUGCACUCUGGAGGCUGAGGCAAAAGAAUCACGAGUUUGCAGCCAGGUUGGCUAUGUAGUGAGUUCAAAGCUAGCUUGAAGGGGCUGGGGAUUUAGCUCAGUGACAAAAGUGCCUGCCUAGCAAGCGCAAGGUCAUGAGUUUGAUCCUUGGCAAAAAAAAAACUUGGCUGGGUGUAGUGACACACACCUGUAGUCCCACCAUUUCGAAGGCCAAGGAGGAGGAUCUCUGGGAGUUUGAGGCCAGCCUAGAACACAGCAAGUUGAGACAGGGUCUCACUACGUAGUUCAGGGUAGCCUAGAACUCACUGGGAGUUUCAGGCCAGCCUGAACUAUAUAGGGAGACCUUGUGUCAAAAACAAAACAAACAACUCAGCUACUUGGGAGGCUAAAGGCAGGAGGAUCACAAGUUUGAGACCAACUCAGGCAACUAAGUGAGAUCCCCCUACUCUAAAUAAAAAAUAAAAUGGGCUGGGAUUAUGUAUUGUUGCUGCUUAGGUUUAGUUGCUAGUACUGAAAUAUAUUAUGAGUAAAUCAUUUUUAUAUCGUAAAUUUCAGUUUUAUUGAACUGAAAUUAAUAUUUCAGGUUUUUUGGUUUUGGUUUUUGGCCUUGAACUUGCUAUGUAACCCAGCCUCCCAGUGUAAGGAUUAUAGGCAUGUACUAUCAUAUCUGGCAGUUUCUUCUAUUUUUGUAAGCUACAUCAUUUAAUUUUUUGUGUUCUUCAGUAUAAUUUGUUUUAUAACAUUCUGGACUUCAGAAUGUAUUCAGAUUUCUCUUACCCAUUUUCUAAAGCCGUAAAGCCAUUACAGUCUCUUUAAGUAUUUUAUAUUUGCCAAGCAUGGUGGCAGAUACCUGUAAUCCCAGGACUCUGGAGGUUGAGGCAGGAGGUUCACUGCAAGUUCAAGGCCAACCUGUGCUACAUAGUAAGUUCAAGGCUGACCUGAACUAAUGAUGAUAUUCUUUCUCAAACAAACCAAAAAGUAUUUUAUAUUUGUUAAUUUAGUUCCUAUACCUUUUUGUUUUGAAGCGACUUUCAGUUUGCAGAAGAGUCUCAAUGUGAAUUCCAAGUGGUUCUCUUCCCCAGGCCAAAUGUCUUGUUUGUAUGCCCAAGUUACAUUAGGCAGAAAAGUGUGUGGAUCUUAAAAAAUAAUGUGGGGUAAGGAGUUGUUUAUGAUCUCCAUUUUAUCAGUAUUCCAUUGUGCUCCUAAAGUUAUGUGCAGCAUCAUGUGAUGCAUUGCUACAGAUGAACUCACAUAUUAGCAGCAUGUUAUUUUAUCAGAUUGCAUGAAAUUUGUCGACACUGUUUGUGAGACUAAGGAAACAAUUGGUGGAUACUUAGGCAUAUCUGUCAGUGACCUGACAGAAACACCAGCAGGAAAAAAUCUUAUCUGCAAACUGCUGGACCAACUGGAUCAACAGUGUGUCAACUGACCACUUAGUUUCAUGGGCUAAAGCUGCAGCUUUCCUCUGAGGGGGCCUGCAAGUCCAAGCUCUUCCAGCAAUGCUAUGGAUGACAGAUGAUGGGGAUGCAAACUAUCUCUCUCCUGACCCCAUUUCCUUAAUAUGUGAAGAGACUGGGACAUUUCUGCCCCUGUGUCAUACCAAAGGGAGUUGAUUGUCAACGGAGACAUGGUCAGAAGCUCAUGGCCUAAAAAUGGAAGAGGAAGAAGUUUUGUGUAUAAGUUUACCUUUUAGUUCUUGUGAAGAAUGGUUGUUGGCUAUGAAACUGGCCACUGGAUUACCACUGGAACAUCUGAAUGAAUGUAAUAAGAUAUACUAAUGCUCAGUGAACCAUUGUGUGGAUUUCUAGCAAAGCCCAACUUUGUAAAUGUGAAAAUAAGUGAUUUAGUGCUGUUUGAGUUGUAAAUAAAGUUUGUGAAAACCA
This is a messenger RNA of Cavia porcellus (domestic guinea pig), 6120 nucleotides long. It is a transcript of the gene Tbc1d24, whose product is annotated as TBC1 domain family member 24. The record is from RefSeq and is a predicted model, not a curated record. NCBI's taxonomy places the organism in Eukaryota, Metazoa, Chordata, Mammalia, Rodentia, Caviidae. Gene Ontology annotation, biological process: response to oxidative stress. Gene Ontology annotation, cellular component: nucleus. The transcript is spliced from 9 exons. The coding region runs from base 253 to 1938 and encodes 561 amino acids.